AUGAUAACUUAUUUACUAUUUACGUUUAUGCUUACAAGCGUAGCUUGUGAAACUGAAAAGAAACCAAACUUCGUCGUAAUUUUAACAGACGAUCAAGACGUAGUACUCGGUGGUAUGAACCCUAUGAAGAACGUGCAACGUUUCAUCAGUGAUAAAGGCGUCACUUUUACGAAUGCCUACACAACGUCACCAAUUUGCUGUCCAAGUCGCGCAAGUUUCCUCACGGGGCUGUACGUUCACAACCACUUGAUAAUGAACAAUAGCCUCAGUGGUGGGUGUUACGGCCGUUCCUGGAAAUCCUUGGAGGCGCAGACAUUUGCCGUCACGCUGUCCGAAGCCGGGUACAAUACAUUCUAUGCUGGAAAGUAUUUAAACCAGUAUGGCGUAAAGGCAGCUGGUGGUCCUGAGCAAGUUCCUCCCGGCUGGAAGGAAUGGUACGGUCUGGUCGGAAACUCUGUUUAUUACAACUUCACGUUGUCCAAUAACGGCGUCCCAACGUACUCCACCGAUCUCUACCUCACUGAUAUCAUAAGAGACCUUAGCAUCGGCUAUAUAGAAAAUCAAACACAAUCGCAACCGUUUCUAAUGGUCCUCGCCCCUCCAGCUCCCCAUCAGCCUUUUGAUCCCGCGCCCCGACAUAAGGGCGUCUUCAGCAACGUGACCGCUGUCAGACAUCCGAACUUUAAUGUAGCUGAUAACGACAAACAUUGGCUCAUUUCAAUGCCGCCUUCCCCUCUGCCGGAAGUAAUGAUGCCAGAACUAGACCGCGUCUAUCGAUCACGUUGGGAAUCUUUGCUCGCCGUCGAUGAAAUGGUGGCGGAUGUCGUCGAAGCUUUGGACAGCAACUCUCUGCUAGAUAACACAUACAUUAUCUUUACUUCGGAUAACGGAUAUCAUAUAGGUCAGUUUUCCCAAGUAUACGAUAAAAGACAACCCUACGAGACGGAUAUAAAAGUGCCUUUAAUAAUAAAGGGGCCGGGUUUCCAAGAAAACGUCAAAAACGAUCAGCCGAUCGUUAACAUUGAUUUGGCGCCAACUAUAAUCAGUUUGGCGGGCUUGAAACCUCCCAAAACAAUGGAUGGGAAAGCUAUAGAUUUCAAUAAUGAUAUAACAAGGGAGGAAAGAACUUUCCUUGUGGAAUACUAUGGCGAAGCGAGAGAUGGGACAGUGGAUCCGAAAUGUCUAUGGAAUUACGAUGACGAAAAUCUUGCUCAAUGUUACCCGGAUUAUGAAUGUAAAUGUCAAGACUCAAGGAAUAACACUUAUGGAUGUAUUAGGCGCAUUACGAAAAGCAUCAAUAUGAAGUACUGUAUGUUCGCUGAUAAUGAGAAUUUCAUAGAAAUGUACGAUUUGACAAAAGAUCCGUACGAAUUGAACAACAUCGCGAACGAAAUUUUGCCUUCGAUUAAACAUUGGUACCAGCUAACACUGGCCCGAUUGUUGGCUUGCAGGGGAAAUGCCAACUGUGACCAUCCAUUUGACACUAAGAAUGUGAUUAUAUCGUAA
This is a messenger RNA of Parnassius apollo (apollo), 1506 nucleotides long. Lineage: Eukaryota; Metazoa; Arthropoda; Insecta; Lepidoptera; Papilionidae. The record is from the annotation of a GenBank genome assembly.